AUGAAGACCUUGAUCCUCACCACCGCUGCCACCCUCCUUCUCGCCGGCUCAUCGGUAGCACCGGUUGCUGCCCAAUCCAACUCCACCUCUAUCCCCAACAACGUCUCUGCUAGCUGUUCCACUUUCCUCUCCUCUCUCAACUCCGACUCUCAACUCGACGCCUGCACCAAACCUCUUCUUGCAGCAACCAGGUUCUACUCGUCCAACAGCACCGACAGCACGGCUCAACUCGACUCGACUCUCUCGGAACUUUGCUCUAGCAACACCGGUUGCGAUUCUAACAUCAUCCGUCAACGUCUUGACCAAUUCUGGCAGAACUGCCACACUGAUCUUCAGUCUAAGAAUGAAAACGUCCAGGCUAUGUACGAUAACCUGUACAUGAUCACUCCUUUGGUCAGCUCAAUGUGUUCUAAGGAUGAGAACGGGGACUACUGCUUGAAGACCAUUGCUAAGGCUGCAGCUUCUUCCCAGCGCGUUGCUCGUCGAUCCCUCCCCACCGCCAAGGAUGAUGAGCAAGACGAGGAGGCAGAGGAGACAGUAGCCCAAUUCGAAAAGCGUCAGAGCGAAAACCUGGACGGAAUCUCCAACGUCGCCGACUCCACCGGUCAUUCCAACACAAACGCAGCUUUCCUCUUUAUCUCGCCCACCUCCCCCAAGAGCAUCCUUUGCUCUCAAUGCACCCAGAACAUCUUGGCAAGUUACAUCAAGUUCGAGACCUCCAUCCCAUACGCGAUUGGUUUGAGGACAAGUGAAAUUUUGGCUCCUCAGAGUGAUAUUUACAAAGCAGCAAAGACCGAUUGCCGAGCCGGUUUCGUAGCAAAGGUCAACAAGAUUGCUAAUACUACUCAGUUUGCUGCCGUGGUUAGUGGUGCCGAGAGUAUUAUGGGUGGAAAGAAGGGUUUGGGGGUCAUGGCUACCGUGGUGGCCAGUGCGGUUGUUGCUGCAGUUGCUAUCUAA
Messenger RNA from Ustilago hordei, 957 nucleotides. RefSeq lists its product as uncharacterized. The transcript has a single exon. The coding region runs from base 1 to 957 and encodes 318 amino acids. Lineage: Eukaryota; Fungi; Basidiomycota; Ustilaginomycetes; Ustilaginales; Ustilaginaceae. The record is from RefSeq and is a predicted model, not a curated record.